This is a messenger RNA of Larimichthys crocea (large yellow croaker), 6308 nucleotides long. RefSeq names its product glutamate receptor, ionotropic, AMPA 4a (gene gria4a). The coding region runs from base 109 to 2832 and encodes 907 amino acids. Gene Ontology annotation, cellular component: membrane. Gene Ontology annotation, molecular function: signaling receptor activity; ligand-gated monoatomic ion channel activity. The transcript has 18 exons. The record is from RefSeq and is a predicted model, not a curated record. Lineage: Eukaryota; Metazoa; Chordata; Actinopteri; Sciaenidae. Gene Ontology annotation, biological process: monoatomic ion transport.
UCUUUCUUUCUUCCUCUCUCUCUCUCUCUAUCUCUCUCUCUCUCUCGCAUCUCCCCCUUCUCUCUCGAUGUCUCUCAACAGUUUCUGAAGGGAUUGAAGGAAAGAAAAAUGAGGAUUAUUAUUUUUUCUUGGCACUUUCUCGGGGUGUAUUCCGCCCUUUGGGGGAUGGCGACGGGGGCUUUCCCCAGCUCAGUGCAGAUAGGUGGGUUGUUCAUUAGGAAUACUGAUCAGGAGUAUACAGCGUUUCGACUAGCUAUCUUCCUUCACAACACCAGCCCCAAUGCUACGGAAGCGCCCUUUAACCUGGUCCCACAUGUCGACAAUAUAGAGACCGCCAACAGCUUUGCCGUCACCAAUGCAUUCUGUUCUCAGUAUUCGAGAGGGGUCUUUGCCAUCUUCGGUCUUUAUGACAAGCGCUCGGUGAACACGCUGACAUCGUUCUGUGGGGCCCUGCACAUCAGCCUUGUGACGCCCAGUUUCCCCACUGAAGGAGAGGGCCAGUUCACCCUGCAGCUCCGGCCGUCCAUCAGAGGGGCUUUGCUGUCACUGUUGGACCACUACGACUGGAGCCGAUUUGUCUUCCUCUACGACACAGACAGAGGUUAUGCAAUACUGCAGGCAAUUAUGGAGAGAGCGGGGCAGAACGGAUGGCAGGUGAGUGCUAUCUGUGUGGAGAGUUUCAAUGAGGCAGCAUACCGCCGACUUUUAGAAGACCUGGACCGACGUCAGGAGAGGAAAUAUGUCAUUGACCUGGAGCCUGAGAGACUACAGAGCAUCUUGGAACAGGCUGUCAGUGUGGGGAAGCAUGUGAAAGGUUACCAUUACAUCAUAGCAAACCUGGGUUUUAAGGACAUAUCUCUGGAGAGGUUCAUGCAUGGCGGGGCCAAUGUAACUGGUUUCCAACUGGUUGACUUCAGCAGGCCCAUCGUUAUUAAAUUGAUGCAGCGCUGGAACAAACUGGAUCAGAGAGAGUACCCUGGAUCCGAAAGCCCGCCUAAGUAUACUUCAUCUCUGACGUAUGAUGGUGUUCUUGUGAUGGCCGAGGCCUUCCGCACCCUUCGUCGUCAGAAAAUUGAUAUCAGUCGCCGUGGCAACGCUGGUGACUGCCUGGCCAAUCCAGCUGCUCCCUGGAAUCAAGGAAUAGAUAUGGAACGUGCACUCAAACAGGUACGCAUUCAGGGCCUGACUGGGAACAUUCAGUUCGAUCACUAUGGUCGGAGGGUCAACUAUACCAUGGAUGUGUUUGAACUGAAAAGCAACGGACCACGCAAGAUUGGCUACUGGAAUGACAUAGACAAGCUUGUGUUGGUCCAGAAUGAAAAUGCUCUGUCCAAUGACAGCUCAGCGAUGGAGAACCGGACAGUAGUCGUGACAACCAUCAUGGAGGGUCCCUAUGUGAUGCUGAAGAAGAACUGGGAACUUUAUGAAGGCAACGACCAGUUUGAGGGAUACUGUGUGGACUUGGCCUCGGAGAUCGCCAAACACAUUGGAAUCAAAUACAAGAUCUCUAUCGUACCUGAUGGGAAAUAUGGAGCCAGAGAUCCAGAGACAAAGAUAUGGAACGGCAUGGUUGGAGAGCUUGUGUAUGGGAAAGCAGAAAUUGCAGUGGCCCCACUGACCAUCACUCUGGUGAGAGAAGAGGUUAUCGACUUCUCAAAACCCUUCAUGUCUCUGGGAAUCUCCAUUAUGAUCAAGAAGCCCCAGAAAUCUAAACCAGGUGUAUUCUCUUUCCUGGACCCACUGGCCUACGAGAUCUGGAUGUGCAUAGUGUUCGCUUAUAUUGGAGUCAGUGUUGUGCUGUUCUUGGUGAGUCGCUUCAGUCCAUAUGAGUGGCAUGCAGAGGAACCAGAGGAAGGCACAACAGAGCUCGGCCCCACGGACCAACCUCCCAAUGAGUUUGGCAUCUUUAACUCCCUGUGGUUCUCACUGGGCGCCUUCAUGCAACAGGGCUGCGACAUCUCACCACGGUCUCUGUCUGGACGGAUUGUUGGAGGCGUGUGGUGGUUCUUUACCCUCAUCAUCAUCUCCUCUUACACAGCCAACCUGGCUGCUUUCCUCACUGUGGAGAGGAUGGUGUCACCCAUAGAGAGUGCAGAGGACUUGGCCAAACAGACAGAGAUAGCCUACGGGACACUGGACUCAGGCUCUACUAAGGAGUUCUUCAGGAGAUCCAAAAUAGCCGUAUACGAGAAGAUGUGGUCAUAUAUGAAGUCUGCUGAACCGACUGUCUUCACCAAAACCACAGCAGAGGGUGUGGCGAGGGUCCGCAAGUCCAAGGGGAAGUACGCUUUCCUCCUGGAGUCCACUAUGAAUGAAUACACGGAGCAGCGGAAGCCUUGUGACACCAUGAAAGUCGGGGGGAACCUGGACUCCAAAGGAUAUGGGAUUGCGACUCCAAAAGGCUCACAGUUAAGAAACGCGGUCAACCUGGCCGUUCUAAAGCUCAACGAGCAGGGCCUGUUGGACAAAUUGAAAAACAAGUGGUGGUAUGACAAAGGCGAAUGUGGCAGCGGGGGAGGGGAUUCCAAGGACAAGUCAUCUCAGGCUCUGAGCCUGUCCAACGUUGCCGGGGUCUUCUACAUCCUUGUGGGCGGUCUGGGCCUGGCCAUGCUGGUGGCCCUGGUCGAGUUCUGCUACAAGUCACGGGCCGAAGCCAAGCGCAUGAAGCUGUCUUUUUCUGAAGCCAUGCGGAACAAGGCCCGUCUGUCCAUCACAGGAAGUGUGGGGGAGAAUGGCCGCGUCUUGACGCCAGACUGCCCCAAAGCCGUGCAUGCUGGUCACGCCUCCCUCCGACACCCCGGCCUUGCUGUGGUCUCCUCCGGACUGCCCUGAAAACCAAAAACACCUGCCGUGCCUUAACGACACACAAACAUACAGACUUCAACAAGGACACACACACACAUGUGCUUACAUACAAUCACACAUGUACCAUUUUCAUGCAUAACACACACACACACACACACAAACACACACACAAACAUGCAUAUAAUUACAGAUCCUCAAAUGCAAAUACUCAGAUACAGAGACACUGAAUACACAUUUUUACACACUUGAAUAGACAAACAUACACUCCGCAUCAUCAUCUCACUUUCCUGCUGCCAUUGACUGAUUUUACAAGAGACAAGUGAAACACAACUGUGGAGUGAACACAGUGGAGAAAAAAACAAAAACAAAAGACAACUAUGACUAUCACACUUGCCUGCAGCAUUCAUUUUUAUUGUUUUUUUGUUUUUCUUUUGGGAGGAUACCAUCCUGAUAUCGACAAAACCGACAGGAAAGCCAGCACAGACUUACAUGAAAUCAUGAACUAUGAGCUGUGAACAUGACCACGCAACUGAUCAUGAUGAUGAUAGAUGAUGAAGACGAUGAUCACAACUGAGAGUAUAAAAAAACAAAAAACGGACAACCAAACAAAUCUUUUCCUGCUCUGUCGUCAUUGGACAAUGUUGGCCAACAAGCCACACCCCUUGACUACGCCUUAUACUAUGACUACAAACAUUGUUUUCAUCAUCAUCAUCAUCAUCAUCAUCAUCAUCAUCAUGGCCAUCGUCAUCUUUACUUGCCUGCAAAGACUGAGUGCCAGGUAUUAUCACCCUUAGAAGACCAGAAAACUGUAACCUUGAACGUUUGGACUGUGCAAACCCGCUACUUUGCCAUGGACUGUUCAAACUGAAUGAAAAAUGCUUUCUUACUACGCAUAUAGAAUGAUUUCUCGCCCCCCAAACCGGCGCGAUAAUCAGCCAAUAUAGAACAGAAGUAACCUCCAAACACACACGUGUGGCUGGUCUCAGCCACAGAAAUCACAGGGGUUUGUAAAAGAAAAAAAAAAAAAGGAACAGUAGUGAUUAAAGAAGUCCUUCAUCAACAACAUCGUCAUGACAGUAGAAAUGCUAAAUAGCAAACUGAUGAUUUUUUUUCUUUUUUUUCCGAGUGGCAAAGGCGAGGUUUAAACUGUAUAUUCAGUGAUGGAAAGAAAAAAAUAAAACACAUGGGCAGAUCUCAUAUGGCUACCUAACAAAGUGCUUCUCAACCUGAACACUGGGACCUUUUAGAAGUUUGCAAAAUGAAUGAUAGAGGAAAUGGGAAUAAAACAUUUGGGUAAAAACGUUUUAAAUGUGGAAACAAAUACACCCUCCAAGUCCUCCAAAUAGCCGGACAAUGGAAAAGGUUAGUUAAAUUAAUUAAAGUUUAUCAUUCUUUGCACGUUCCCCGACAGCGGGGCGAAUAGAGCAGUAAACCGUUUGUUUCAAGGGCCGUAAUAAGGUUGAGAACCACUGGUCUAUGCUGUGUGCGCUUCAUUUGACUUGAACUAUAACAGACCUAUAGGUGCAGUUUUCAAUUUCUCUAAAAGUAAUGACUCUAAUGGGCAGUUUGGUCGUCAUUUGAGAUCCUCAGUCUUUUCCAGUGGCUGUGGGAAAGGUAUCAUAUCAGAAAGCUUGCUUUUUAAAACUGUUGUAAAUAACUGCGUAGCAAAACAGAACUCACUUGUCUUUUUUAAUCAUCUUAGAUAACAAUUCAUUGCAAUAAUGAAUAUAAAAGAAAAUGCCACUACUUGUAAUUAAGAUCAAAUCUUUUUUAUGAAUCUACAUAUUAUAUAUAAUACAAAUAAAUAUAUAUCUAUACGUCUAUAGAGAGCUAUAGAAAACAUCACAGAUUGUCAGAGGCCAUGGCAUACAUUCUGUUAUAUGGCUGUUUUUUGAUAACUUGAGAAUAUUAAUAUGCCACAGUCUUUGUGUGUCCUACUCAACACUGAAUGUCCAUCUGGCACUCACGCGGACACACACACGUAGAAACGCACGCACACACAUUGUUGCAUUCACAGGGUCAGCUCAGAGUGAUCACUCCAGCAUCAUGAGAGGUUCGGACGAUUUUUAUUUCUGCCUGUCUGUCUGUUCCACGAGUAGUUAUUCACUGUUUUUCAUUGUCCAGCAGUGUUUUUAUUCCAACAUCUUCUUCAAAGGCCCCUGAAACAGCGUGUAGAUGCCAGUAUUCAACACUGAAGUCCGUACAAUGAGAACACUUUUAGGCAGGCCUCUGGAGUGCAUGGGCCACUGUGAUUACAGUACUGUAGGGAGACAAUGCUGUCUGACAUUUGGAGAGUGUAGCAUUUGUGUUGCAUUUCAUAUCGCCUCGGUGCUUUUUGUUAUUUGUCUUCUCACCAGAUGUGAGUCAGCUACAGAAUCCAGUUCAAACUGAGCAGGGUCUGCACCUUUUCGGGACAAGAUAGAAAAUCUGUUAUAUUCUGUUGUGUUUGGCACAUCCACUUACUGCCAGCUUUGGGGAGAGGAAAAUAUACAUUGCAGUAAAAAUCAGAGGAACAAUUAGAAAAAGAACAGAAUAUAUUUUUAUGAAUUUACAUCAGUGCAGUUCUACUUCUUUAGUUGUAAUACAACUUAGCAUGGUGGUGAUGCUUACAUAGAGAGUGUGUCAUAAUACAAUGAUACUGUAUGUGGGAAUGAAAUAAUGUGUUCUGCCCUGCUCAAACCGUCGAUUCUUUCUUGUCUUUCAUUCUAGUCUUUUUCCCAUGUCCUCACUUUCUUUCUCUUGUUUUGUCUUUCCCCUUCUGCUUUCAUCUUUCUUUCGUUCCCACUAUAAGACUGAACUCUUUGUACAAAGUGCACAUCAGCAAUGACAAAUGACUUUAUUUUCUGCCCUGAUACACCACAAAAUAAUAGGAUAGAGAUGAAUUGAGAGCUUGAGACACCAAUUGACAACAAGUUUCUUCUGGCUCUUUGUUCUAAACAUUUCAUACCUUCUACGUUGUAACCUUUAUCAUUUCACAAAAGGAAAACACUGAAAAACAUCUCUGUAAAACUUCCAGGUACUUCAUCGUGCAUCAGUCCUGCAUCAAAUGUGUUCAAGUCAAACUCGACUUGAAAAGCAUAGAUAGAGGAUAAUACCGUAAAACAACAAGUAUCACAAACAGCAACCCUCUUUAUGGCUGAAAUAAAAAAAGGUAUACAGUUUCCAAUCACUUUCUCUCAGCCGAGGGGAUCAGUGCGGGAGUACUGCAGCAAUCCAGCAUGAGAGAAAUGAUGGAAAUAGUAGGUUUCUACGGUGGAUGUGUCUGUGAAGAGACAGUUAACACUGAUCUAGCUAUCACCACGCCAAACACCCCAGGCAGUUAAACUAUACAUGAUACUGUUGUGUUUAUUUCUUUGCCACCUCCAGUACAUGUGAUCUCAUGCAUAGACAGCAAAAAGGGGACUGCUAGGCUGUCAACACUCUGGCUUUAACACAGUCUCUUUCUUCCUUUGUUUCUGUCUUUCCAUUUGGUUUCUUUUUCUAGUAAAAACAUUAAUGCUGAA